This is a messenger RNA of Cylicocyclus nassatus, 892 nucleotides long. The record is from the annotation of a GenBank genome assembly. NCBI's taxonomy places the organism in Eukaryota, Metazoa, Nematoda, Chromadorea, Rhabditida, Strongylidae.
UUAAUCUAAUAAAUUCAGCAAACAUCUGCGCCAGUGACCGACGCUGAUUCGCCGAAGCGCAGCCGCAGCAGCAGCAGCAGUGUCGAUGCCGGAGUCAUCGUUCAAACGAACGAUCCUGAUUACAGGAUCAACAGACGGGAUUGGAAAGCAAACUGCUACUGAUUUAGCUGCUCACCCGGAUAAUAGGGUGAUUAUCCAUGGCCGAAGUGAAGAAAAAUGCGAGGCAACACGGGACCACAUUAUCAAGGAAACUGGUAAUCCAUCAAAUGUCGAUUAUAUCGCUUGUGAUCUAUCCAUAAUGAAAGAGGUAGCCCAUUUUGCCGAUCAAGUAAAAAGCCGGUUUCCUGACCUGAAUGUGUUGUUAUGUAAUGCGGGUGUGCUCAAUCCGCGACGAGCUGAGACGAAGGAUGGCCUGGAAAUGACGUUUCAGGUGAACUAUCUUUCACACUUUAUCCUAUGUAAUCGACUACUGGACACACUUGAACGAAAUAAACACGGCCGAAUCAUUGUAGUCGGCAGUGUAUUGCACAGCUGGACAGCCCUGGAUUGGUCGGAUGUGAUGGCCAAAAAAGACUACGAGAAGUACUUGGUCUAUUCUCGUUCCAAGUUAUGUCUACAUCUUAUGGCAUUCGCACUUCACAGACGAAUGAACAUUGCACGACGGAAUCUGGCUGUGAAUGUGGUUGAGCUCGGAAAAGAACGUGAACCCAAUAACAAUGGCAAGAUGCGAACGACAUCUGCGCUGUCGAGUUCGAUGUCAACAUUAUCAAUGUGUCGAGCGGCUGGAAAUUUGGUGCAAUUGAUUGAAAAUCCAGCUUUUGAAAACCUCUCAGGGAAAUACUUGGAUUCAACAGGAAAACAGAUCAGGUACCUCAUAAUUCUACUAUUUUAA